GCAACCUGGCCAGGAUGGACAAUCACCUUCUGCCGGCCAACCCUCACCAGUGCAUGACUAUGAGAAGGUUCCCGGGAUGAGCUCUUGGAUCACAUUGAAGCCCACGAUUGGUCUAGCAAGGCUCACCUGACUGACCAGGAAGGGGACUCUGAUGGCGAGGUUUGGAUCAUCAUUGCCAGUGCUCGCAGCAACAUGUCUACUCACUGCUUCAGGCUCAACGAACAGCAACAGGUGUUUGAUUGUGGCCCCCCUGUCCACACACAGGGUGAUCACCUGUGAUGACACCGACAACGUCCAGCGCCUCAGCUGUGAGGAAGGACUGAUUGGUGUGGAGUCAGCUCUGUAUGGACGUUCAGACAGCGAGACCUGCGGUGAGGGCAAAAGUGUAAACGAGCUGUCCAAUACACAGUGCUCUCAGGAUGGCACUGUGGACGUCCUCAAGACAAGGUGUGAUGGCCAGAAAGUUUGCGAAUACAACAUGGCUGUCGUCCGUACCUCUGAUCCCUGCACUGGCACCUACAAAUACCUGGACACCACCUUCUCCUGCUUUCCAGUUGUCAACAUUGUUGCAUGUGAGAACUCUUUGGCCAUCCUGCAGUGUGAUCAAGGAAAGGUUAUUUUUGUGUACAACGCUAAUUUUGGACGCACGGACCAGACCACCUGCUCUUACCAACGUCCUGACAAUCAGGUCCAAAAUGUGAUGUGCUCCGGUCCCACUACCAAAGUGGCUGACAGCUGUAACGAGAAAAACAGCUGCUCUAUCAGAGCAAGCAACUCUGUGUUCAGAGACACCUGUUCUGGCACUUACAAGUACCUGGAGGUGAACUACAGAUGUCAAUAUCCUGCAAUAACCGCUCCCUAAAACCAAAAUGACAUCACAGUAUACAUGCUUGGAAUGAAGUAAACUGGUUCGCAGUACCUUUUGAUACAUUUUUUGUACUGCAGUUUCAUUUAUCUCUUUUUAUUUACUUCCAUUGAACUGUAAUUCUUUAUGUUUAAAAAUUACUGUUCGAAUAAACUUGUCUUGCAUUGACGACUUGUCUGGCCUAGUUUGGAUCAGACGGGGUCCAGCAUGUUUGGACCACCACAGUGACUGCACAGUGAAACAUGGAGGUGGGAGUGAGCUGAUAUGAAGCUGCAUGACUGGGGAGAAUGGUAGAAAGUCUCUUUACAGAUAUGUGUAAGACUGGUAUCAUCCAUGCCCAGGAGGAUCAAAUCCAUAAUCAGACAUGAAGGCAAAAAUACUAAAUAUUAGAAAAAUAAAAGAUUUGAAUCUCACUAAUGAAGGGUAGACCAACCUUUAUUGCAGUUGUUGUAUAUGAACCUUUCAUUGUUGCUUUUUAAUUUUUCCUCUCAGACCUUUCAGUGACCGGUUAUCUGUCUACACUGCUCCUUUCAGCCUAGUUUCAGAUUACAUCCCUGUUUAUCCAGUCAUAUAAAAUAUUAACCAUUUUUUUGGUCAUGAUUACUAUGUGAAGUCUUGAUUAAUGGGUAAAAAGUGUUUUCUGGGGUCACCUUGACCUUUGACCACCAAAAACUAAUCAGUUUAUCCUUCAGUCCUAGUAAAUGUUUGUGACAAAUUGUAAGUAGCUUUGAGUGAUUGAGUAGAAAAGCACUAUGUAGUCCAUCUACCAGAUCUGUACCUAAACACAAUCCUGUUUCUGAGCUCUGCAGGC
Messenger RNA from Seriola aureovittata, 1676 nucleotides. Its product is annotated as L-rhamnose-binding lectin SML-like. The transcript has 10 exons. Lineage: Eukaryota; Metazoa; Chordata; Actinopteri; Carangiformes; Carangidae. Gene Ontology annotation, molecular function: carbohydrate binding. The record is from RefSeq and is a predicted model, not a curated record. Bases 152 to 862 code for a protein of 236 amino acids.